UGGUAUAAAAUUUAUUCUGAAUGGGCUUUCAACAGCUGAAGCGCAGGGCUAGCUGCUUGGAGAAAAACCCUUAAAAAGAAUAAAAAAAGGUGAAGCCAACAGAAGCUAAGUGACACUAGGGUUUUAGAGAAAAUGGUUUUAGGGCUUAGACAAUUCAGCCAGAGAACCGGCGACGGUGCUGGACAGCCAAUUCUCGACACCGACAAUGGCGAGGAACUCAUGCACGUCCAGCCUUCUGUCUCCAUCGUCCUUGGAAAUCGUCCUCCGGACUCCCCUGGCACUCUCUACAUCACCUCCAAGCAAGUGAUAUGGUUGAGUGACGUGGAUAAAACAAAAGGUUAUGCUGUUGAUUUCUUGUCUCUGUCCCUUCACGCCGUAUCCAGGGAUCCAGAGGCCUAUACAUCUCCUUGUAUUUACACUCAGAUUGAGACUGAAGCUCUUAAUGAAGAUGAGGAUGAUGAGGAUUCAGAAUCGGGUGAAGUUUUAGACUUAUCGAAAGUCACGGAGAUGAGACUUGUUCCUUCUGAUGCUAGCUUAUUGGAUACCCUGUUUGAGAUAUUCUGUGAGUGUGCUGAGCUCAAUCCUGAACCUAUUGAAGAUGAAUCAGAAGGGCACAAUUGGAUUUUUAGUGCUGAUCAGCUGGAAAAUGAGGCUUCAGGGGAAGAUGCUGGAUGGCAUUUUUUUCAGGAUCCGACAAACUCAAUUGGUCAUUCAAAUGGAGAUCACGACCUUGCUAACACAGUGCUUCAGCUUCAAAUCAAUGAUCAACGCUUUGAGGAUGCAGAGGAGAUGGAACAUGAAAGUGAUGGCAGCCAUUAGUGAGCCUUAAGACCUUUCUGUCAAUUCAUAAUAUGGCAGAGGUGAGUCAGUUGUUCUCUUUUUAGUUCAUGUUAAUUGUUCUCCCCUACAUGGAGAUUAUCGCUGUACAUGUCUAUAGACAAUAUCUUAAAUUACUAAUGAGUAGCGUGAGAUGGCAGCAGAGUCCACUUUUCAUGUGAC
Messenger RNA from Pistacia vera, 999 nucleotides. Its product is annotated as chloride conductance regulatory protein ICln-like. The transcript has 7 exons. Gene Ontology annotation, cellular component: cytosol; pICln-Sm protein complex; methylosome. NCBI's taxonomy places the organism in Eukaryota, Viridiplantae, Streptophyta, Magnoliopsida, Sapindales, Anacardiaceae. The record is from RefSeq and is a predicted model, not a curated record. Gene Ontology annotation, biological process: cell volume homeostasis; mRNA cis splicing, via spliceosome; spliceosomal snRNP assembly. Bases 133 to 819 code for a protein of 228 amino acids.